Molecule: messenger RNA, 1661 nt
Organism: Arabidopsis thaliana (thale cress)
Lineage: Eukaryota; Viridiplantae; Streptophyta; Magnoliopsida; Brassicales; Brassicaceae
Product: Pre-mRNA cleavage complex II protein family
Exons: 9
Coding region: 355-1461 (368 amino acids)
Biological process (GO): RNA processing
Cellular component (GO): nucleolus
Molecular function (GO): polynucleotide 5'-hydroxyl-kinase activity
Source: RefSeq, marked reviewed
UGGGUUUAACCAUACCGGUUUUUAUUUGAAACGAAUUCUAUUAAUUGUGGUUUAAGUUCCGGUUCGGUUUCGAAAGCACUAGGAGAAACUAAAAUCCCUAAAUUUUCAUCGUUCCCUCUGCUUCUCCGACGGCUCGAUACCUUCUCCUCUGGUCGACGACUCAAAAAUCGCCGGUUAUAGUUUUUUCUUCCGACCGUUUUCUAGUUUCGUCAUUUUCCGUGUUAUUUAACAAGUAUGUUUACGUUGAGCUUCAUUCUCUAUUACGAUGUCUUACCUCGUAGAGACUUUACCUAGAUUAAUCGGGGCAUAUCGAGCUUGAUGUGAUGUUUUAGAGAAAGAUAAGGUGUGGCUGCAAUGUCUGAAGCAGAAAAUAAAUUGCCUUUCAUACCAGAGGAAUGGUCAAAUGCAGCAAGUUCUGUUUCCUGCAGUUCGUUGCAACCGGUUAUAGCUUUGGUCUGUGGCCCUAAAAACAGUGGCAAAAGCACAUUUUCACGCAAUCUUGUUGAAGUUCUUCUCCAAAGAUACAAAAGGGUUGCUUAUUUGGAUACUGAUGUUGGCCAGCCUGAAUUUACUGCACCUGGUUUCCUUUCUCUCACAAUUGUUGAUAAAUCAAUUCUAGAAUCGGAUUGGACAGUUCCAUGUGUAAAGACACCAGAGAGAUGCUUCUUCUAUGGUGAUGUUUCUUCAAAGAGGGAUCCAAAGGCAUAUUUAAGAUAUGUAUAUACCUUAUUCGAUUACUAUCAGCUACACUUCUGCAAGUCUAGCGAGAACAAAACUGAAUUGCCGCUUGUCAUUAAUACACCAGGAUGGGUUAAAGGAAUUGGCUAUGAGUUAUUGGUGGACGUGCUGAGAUAUGUUUCCCCUUCCCACGUUGUGAAAAUUAACAUCUCUGCUUACAACAAGAACCUACCAGCUGGGUUGUUCUGGUUAGACGGUAAUGAUGAUGAGACAGCUCAUUUGAUAGAGAUCCAAUCUGCUUACCAAGACAGAUAUAAUCAAUCCAUUUUAAUACAUAAGGAUGCUCGUUUGAUGAGGGACAUGCGUAUAAUCGCCUACUUUAGGCAAUGCUUUAAAGGAAAAGAAGUAAACACGAUCAAAGAACUAACACAUGAACUCGCUUCCCAUAUUCCUUAUGAAGUUCCAAUAUCGAGUUUAACAAUCAACCAUCUCCAUUGUCAGAUCCCAAGUUCUGAAGUGUAUUAUAGUUUGAAUGCUUCCAUUGUUGGUUUGGGCAUUAGCACCGAGGUGUUUGAGGAUUUGCCAUCAUGCGUAGGUCUUGGAAUCGUGAGGGGUAUUGACACAGAGAGAGGAAUAUUAUAUGUGAUCACUCCAGUACCAGAAAACUUAGUUGAGAAAGUUGAUCUUCUAUUGCAAGGCUAUAUUCAGUUACCUACUUGCCUCUUAGAGGUGAAGGAUUACAGGUCGCCAUAUUUAUCUGCCAACGUCUUAGCUUCCACCUGAUUUCUUUUAAGACAUUUUUGCUCAGUUCUUCGUUUUUACUAUGUGUCAGUUUAUCUACAAAGUUUCAUGUUUUUUUAUAGUUCAACUUACUAUGCAACCAGGGUUAGAUCAUCUUGGAGACGCAGUUAGUUAUGUGUCUUGUCCACACCUACUACUAAUGUCACCAUUUACAACUUAUAAUAAUUUUCAUUUGUUUUCGU